Penicillium brasilianum is the source of this 333-nucleotide messenger RNA. NCBI's taxonomy places the organism in Eukaryota, Fungi, Ascomycota, Eurotiomycetes, Eurotiales, Aspergillaceae. The record is from the annotation of a GenBank genome assembly.
AUGGAUAUGGAGCUUCUUCGGAAAGGAGGUGGAGGCGAGAUCAAGGUGGUUGUUCUCCUAAAAAGGCGUUUAUUAUGCAACAAAACCAUUGUUGCUGGGUCAGCAGAGCUUUGGAGACUAGACCAGAAUGAUCAGCCAUCUUUGGAAGAGUCUGAGGCUAUCUUCCCCGUUCCCAGCCCACCACAACAACAGCGACUGGAAGUAACCCGCGGCGAGGUAUUCCAGUCACAGCUACCUACUGGUCGAAGCACUGUGAAUGCUUUCAAGGUAGUUAUUGCACCUAAAUGGCUUACUCAUCCUUGUUCCGUCACCACAUCUAGUGACAUCAUGUGA